UUAACUUUAGUCCAAACGAGAAUAACGGUUUCUCUGAGUACCAUACCACACGAACCCCUAGGUACUCGCUAGCUGCGGCUAGCUGCUCCAACCUGAAGCCCCCUUGGAUUUGUAUGGAAGCGGUCAGCAUCACCAGUGAAGUUCCCGUUCCUCCGUGACAAUGGAGAAGGUUUUACUCCUGUCCCUUCUGCUAUUGAACAUGCAUCAGGCUACAGCAGCUCCCAAAGGCGUCACGGCCAGCCUGAAAGCCAGGUGGAGCAUGACACCCUUCCUCCUGGAGGCCAGUGAGUUUAUUGCAGAAGAUGGGAAUGAAAAAUUCUGGCACUUUGUGGACACUGUUAAGGAACUGACUGUUUACAAGCAAGGAGAAUCUGUGCGCUCAUAUUACAACUUGAUUAUCAAAAAGGCAGCUCAGUUCCUGUCACAUCUUCAGGUGAAUCUGCUCCGAUUUGCUCUGGCUAUGCGGUCCUACUCACCCGCUGUCCAUGCAUCCCAACAGAUAGCCAGUGAUGAGCCUCCACCUGAAGGCUGUCCUGCCUUUGUUUCUGUCCACGGUCAGCGCAGCUGCAGCACCAAGGACAUCAAGAAGCUCCUUAAGGCAGCAGCAGGCAGGCAAAAGCCAUACUUAUACAAGAAUGAUCACACAUAUCCAGGAGUCAAUAAAACUGAUGUGCCUGUUGUGAUUCUCUAUGCUGAAAUUGGAACCAAGAAGUUCAACUCGUUUCAUAAGGUGCUGUCAGAGAAAGCAGAGGAAGGCACACUGGUUUAUGUUCUGCGGCAUUUUGUCCUGAAAAUAAAGCCUCAAAAUGUGCUUUUAUCAGGAUACGGUGUUGAGUUGGCCAUUAAAAGCACAGAAUACAAAGCUGUGGAUGACACCAAAGUUAAAGAUUCAAAGACGGUUAUAAAUGCUGAGGAUGACAAGAAUGAAGAAGUGCAAGGAUUCUUUUUUGGCACAUUAAAAAAGUCUCAUCCAGAGCUCCAGGAGCAACUUGGUGAAUUUCGGAAGCAUCUCCUGGAAAGUGCUAAUGACCUGGCCCCUCUCAAAGUGUGGGAAAUGCAAGAUUUAAGUUUCCAGGCCGCUGAGAAAAUCAUGUCUGUGCCGAAGUUUGAUGCCUUAAAGGUCAUGCGAGACCUCAGUCAAAACUUUCCAAGCAAGGCAAGAUCACUGACAAGAGUGGCCGUAAAACAGGAAAUGAGAAAAGAAAUUGAGGAGAACCAACAGCGUCUUGGUGAGACAAUGGGGAUUCAGCCAGGAGACGGGGAGCUGUUUAUAAACGGAUUGCACAUUGAUCUGGACGUUCAUAACCCUUUUAGCCUUUUAGAUAUCCUCAGAGGAGAGGCAAAGGUCUUAGAGGGGCUUCAUAACUUAGGCGUUAAGGGAGAGCAUCAGGGCAAGCUGCUUAGGUUACCUGUGAACGCCGUGGAUGACAGCUACGCCUUGGAUAUCCGACAUCCAGCUAUAAUGUGGAUGAAUGAUAUUGAAAAUGACCAGAUGUACCGAAGCUGGCCAGCAAGCGUGCAGGAGCUCCUUAGGGCCACCUUUCCAGGCGUCAUCCGACAGAUCAGACGUAAUUUCUUUAACCUGGUCUUGUUUUUAGAUCCACUACAGGAAGAAACUGUUGAGUUGGUGAAACUAGCCGAGCUUUUCUUCAAGCAUAAAAUCCCCCUGAGAAUUGGAUUUGUGUUUGUUGUCAACACCAAAGAUGAGAUUGAUGGCUUCUCAGACGCAGGAGUUGGAUUUUACCGGCUACUGAAUUACAUCACAGACGAGUAUGAUUUAUCCCAGGCUGUGAUGUCUAUAGUCUCACUCUACAAGACAGUAAAAGCUGGGGAAAUAUUAUCUACCGACACAAUUUCUGCUUACCUGAAGAAAAAAUACCCAAAAGCUGAUGAAGAAAGGAUUUUGGGAGUCGAUUCAGAAUAUGACUAUAAAAGAAAGGAAGGAGCUCUUUUCUACAGGAAAAGUGGCCUAGGUGCCUUGCCUCUGGCGUUAUUUAAUGGGGUUCCUCUGAACCCAGAUGAGAUGGACCCAGAAGAGCUGGAGACCAUAAUCCUGCAGCGCAUAAUGGACACGACUGCUACCUUUCAGAGAGCCGCCUUUAUGGGUCAGUUAACAGAGGGCUCCAAUGUGGUGGACUACAUAAUGGAUCAAGCAAAUGUGGUUCCCAGGAUGAACCCACUCAUUUUAAGCAGUGACCGAAAAUACCUGGACCUGACCGGGACACCAGUUGUAGAUGAUUGGGAGGAUACAACUAUGUUUUCAUACUUGGACUCUAAGGACAAAACAGCUGUGAUGGCUAAAAGACUGAAGUAUUUUACUAAUAGUGAUGAGGAUGGGAUGACUGCUGUGACCAUGUGGGUAGUCGCAGAUUUUGAGAAGGUUUCAGGGCGAAAGCUGUUGCUUAAUGCUUUAAAACAUGUGAAGUCCAGUCCAGGCCUGCGUGUAGGGGUGAUAAAUAACCCCAGUGGAAAGCUCAGCGAAGAUAACACUGUGGUGUACAGAGCUGUCUGGGCCUCUCUCCUCACCCAGAAGAAUAAGGCUGCAUCGGAGUUUGCACAGAAACUCCUAAAAGAAGAGAGCAGCCAGCUCCUUCACCAGGAGACUAAGAUCAAGGACUUGGUUAUGCAGGGAAUGGACCUAGAUGCCUUUGAGAAGAAGUUCAACACACUUGAAUUGGAUUUUAUCCGCAGUCAGCAGAUGUUCUGUCAAGAUGUCCUGAAGCUUCGUCCUGGACAGCGGGCAGUUAUCAGCAAUGGAAGGAUCCUCGGUCCGUUUGAAGAGCAUGAAGAAUUCACUGCAGAGGAUUUUAACUUGCUUGAGAGGAUUACACUGAGUGGUUCAGCAGAGAAAGUCAAAGCCAAAGUAAAACAGAUGGGGAUGAAACCAAAGCAAGCUAGUGACUUGGUCAUGAAAGUGGAUGCCCUGCUCUCUGCAGUCCCUAAAGGAGAGGUUAGAAGAGAUAUCAGCUUUAAAGACACCCAAAGUGUGCUCCAUCUUUCACCACGUGAACAUGAGGUGUUCUAUGAUGUCGUGGCCAUCGUUGAUCCCCUCACUAGAGAGGCGCAGAAGAUUUCUUCACUCCUGAUUGUGCUUAGUCAAGUGGUCAACAUGAAACUGCAGGUGUUUAUGAAUUGCCGGGCCAAGUUGUCCGAGUUGCCCCUCAAGAGUUUUUACAGAUUUGUUUUGGAGCCUGACGUGGCUUUCUUAGCCAACGACACAGCGUCUCCAGGGCCAUUCGCCCGCUUUGAGGAUCUCCCGGAAUCUCCCCUGCUUACCCUUAACAUGAUCACACCGGAGAGCUGGAUGGUGCAGGCAAAGCACAGCCUCUAUGAUCUGGACAACAUCCACUUGCAGGAGGUUAAUGGGGUUGUGGCAGCAGAAUUUGAACUGGAGCAUCUCUUACUGGAGGGCCACUGCUUUGACCUGUCAACCGGUCAGCCACCACGCGGAUUACAGUUUACCUUGGGCAUGAGUCAGGACCCGCUCAUGUAUGACACCAUUGUCAUGGCUAAUCUGGGAUAUUUCCAGCUGAAGGCUAAUCCAGGAGCCUGGGUUCUGAGAUUACGUCAAGGAAGAUCAGAAGACAUCUAUCAGAUUGUCACACAUGACGGAACUGAUUCCCCACCUGACGCUGAGGAUGUUAUAGUUGUGUUAAACAGCUUCCACAGUAAGAUCAUCAAAGUUAGGGUCCAAAAAAAAGCAGAAAAGAUUAAUGAAGACCUUUUGAGUGAAACCAGUGAAAGCAAAGGAAUAUGGGACUCCAUAGUAAGUGUUUGGAGCACUUUUGAAAAAAGCAUCACAGGUGUUGGCUCAAAGAAGGAUGAAAAAGAGAAGAAAAAGGAAGAUAUUCUUAACAUAUUUUCUGUGGCCUCUGGUCAUCUGUAUGAACGAUUUCUGAGAAUAAUGAUGCUGUCUGUCCUGCGCCAUACAAACACACCUGUCAAGUUCUGGUUCCUUAAAAACUACCUUUCACCUUCUUUUAAGGAGACCAUCUCUCACAUGGCCAAGUCGUAUGGCUUCCAGUAUGAGUUGGUGCAGUACAAGUGGCCCCGCUGGCUCCACCAGCAGACAGAAAAACAGCGGAUUAUUUGGGGAUACAAGAUCCUAUUCCUUGAUGUUCUGUUCCCUUUAGCCGUGGACAAGAUCAUUUUUGUGGACGCUGAUCAGAUCGUUCGGGCUGAUUUAAAAGAGUUGAGGGACUUGGACUUAGAAGGAGCUCCCUAUGGCUACACACCAUUUUGUGACAGCCGCAAAGAAAUGGAAGGGUAUCGUUUUUGGAAGAGCGGGUAUUGGGCCUCACAUCUUGGACAAAGGAAAUAUCACAUCAGCGCUCUGUACGUGGUGGAUUUAAAGAAGUUCCGUAAAAUUGCAGCUGGAGACAGAUUGCGGGGUCAGUACCAAGCUUUAAGCCAAGACCCGAACAGUCUGUCCAACCUGGACCAGGACCUUCCUAACAACAUGAUCCAUCAGGUGGCCAUCAAGUCUCUUCCUCAGGAGUGGCUGUGGUGUGAGACGUGGUGUGAUGACGCCUCUAAAGUUACCGCUAAGACCAUAGACCUGUGUAAUAAUCCAAAGACCAAAGAGCCCAAGCUGAUGGCUGCAGCAAGGAUCGUGCCUGAGUGGGUAGAAUAUGACAAGGAGAUAAAGGAGCUGCUAAGGCAAGUCCAGGAACAGACGCCUGCUCCCUCACCACAUAAAAAAGAGAACCGGCGGGAUGAACUUUAGCGUCUGCCAGAAGCAUGGUGAAGAGGAAGCUGGCAGCACCUUUUUGCACGCAGGCCACCUGUGAAGCUUGAAGACAGGCAGUUUCAGCUAAACAUAGCUGUGGAGCGUUCCAUCCCCAGCCGGAUGAAAAGGAUGUGAUAUUUUCAGAGCUGUCAUAUCUGCUUCUGAAGUCAGUAAAAGUCUCACAAACUCAGCACAGGAUUUAAUUGUUAAAGGGCAGCCAGGAACCCACGGCUUGAAGCUCGACGGUCAGACUGUCUGUACGCUGUUAGAGGAAAAUCAUAAACAGCAUUUUAAAGCAAUACAUGUUUGCUUUAAGAGAAAUAUCUGGCAAAUGUUGCCCUGUUCAGGCAUUGAUCUUGAUAUCGUUUAGUAUUUCGUAUUAUAAUAAACUCAGUUGUUUUUAUAUUGUUCUUAAUUUAACUGCAAAGCAAGACUUUUCUUUCGCCUUUAAUGGCAAACCAAAGUAGACGGUUUAUAGAUUUCACAAACUGCAUUAUAGACAGUCAGCCAUUUGUUAAACCCCACCCACCUAUCAUAUAGGAUUACUCCUCACAUGGCAUCUCUAACACUGUAAAUGUAGCAGUAGGUCCUGCCUUCAUUCAUUUUACCCUGCAUGUCUGUUGUUUCUUCCAGCAGUCCCUGACCAACGUUAGUCACGUGUCUGUUCACCUGACCUUGGAUUCAAAUUCAUACAAAUGAUUCAUUUUCAAGACUGAUAUUUUAGCUUGUUCUUUUAAUGAACCUCAAGCUAGAGUGGAUAUCCUUUAUAUAAAAACAAAGUGAUUAUUUUUUUGUCCAUUUCAGUUAUCAUCAAAGCAAAAAGAAAAAAAAUGAAUCAAGUUUUAAAAUCAGAUGUAUUCCAGUUUCCUUUUCCCACAAUGGAAAAUACUGAUCCAGUUCCUCAGUUUUCUUUACUCCUAAAGAUGGUGCCGGUACAGAGACUAGAUUACCAAAAGCGGUAAAAGUCAGUAACUUCUGUAAGCAUCUUACACAAGGUUUAAGGGUUAGGUUCAUGGUUACAUGAGAAACCCAGAACUGCAGCCUUCGCUCUGUGGAGGCCUAUCACACCUUUGCACAUCCAACCAUGCAGGUGGUUGGAACAUCUAAUUUAGUCAUUUAAUAGUGUGACUCGAUAUUCAAAAAACAUUGGCUGUUUGUCAAUGAGUGUACUUCUGCGUUCUCAUGUUCUUAUGAAACGUCAUCAUCCUCACCCCCAGUAGUGUUUCAAUUCACAAGAACACAAGACCGAGAACAGACAAAGACCCCGGAUGUUGUUCCCGCCCCUCCCUCUUCACCCUGUAUGCAUCAGAGCAGACUUGAGUGUUCUCGGGAUUGACAGCUUUCACAGCAUGCACCGCGGCAGCAGCAGCUUCCAGGUUAGCUCCCACAAAACAGAGUAGUAAGUUCUCUUCUCUUUUGCCGUUGUUCUAUAAGUAUCUCUCUAAGUAUGUUUAAAGAUCAUUGGAGGUGAGAGCAUUAUACUUUUAAGCAUCAGUAUAUGGCCCAUUUACGGAUUUAGAGUGUAAUU
Cyprinodon variegatus (sheepshead minnow) is the source of this 6257-nucleotide messenger RNA. RefSeq names its product UDP-glucose:glycoprotein glucosyltransferase 2-like (gene uggt2). The transcript is spliced from 41 exons. Bases 161 to 4726 code for a protein of 1521 amino acids. The record is from RefSeq and is a predicted model, not a curated record. NCBI's taxonomy places the organism in Eukaryota, Metazoa, Chordata, Actinopteri, Cyprinodontiformes, Cyprinodontidae. Gene Ontology annotation, cellular component: endoplasmic reticulum. Gene Ontology annotation, molecular function: UDP-glucose:glycoprotein glucosyltransferase activity.